GUAAGCGUCGACGAGAAAACGGCGUGAUGUCGUUCUCGCUGUGAAUAUGAAAUGUGCAAAGUCAUACCUCAUCAAUAUGAAUGUGACGGUCUGCGUCCAGAACAGCAGCACAAGCAGAAAUUACACCCUGCUUUCAUCACUGGAUGUGAGCGUUUGUGUGUGCCUCUAUCUGUGUGUCUGUUUCACAGAACGAAACCCUAAAAGGUGUGAGGCGGCACGCCGUUGUGUAUUUGUGUGUGUGUGUGUUGCAGGGAGGGAGAUAAAGGAAAAAUAUGACUCUGCACUAGUCAGCUCUAAUUCCGCGGUGUGUCCCGGGUGUGUUAAUCUGCCGACGUCGUCAUCUUCCUCACACACAUCUGAGGCAGGAGGUUGAUUGCUGCUGCUCCGCCAGGGCUGUGGUGCAGUGAUUCCCCCUUUCUGACGGGAAAUGAGAGACAGAAAGAGGGAGAAAGAAAAAGGGAGGUCCGUGUGUUUGGGAGAGAAAGAGAGAGAGGGAAAUGUCACUGCAGCAAAAAAAAAAAAAAAAAACAGCGGAGAUGCGUGAAAUGCAAUGAAAGAAAGAGAUGAAGGAAUGCAGAUGUGAAAAAGAGGUUGGAGAAAGGGGGAGGGGGGGUUAUACAGGAACAUUAGGAGAGGUGUUGCUGGGAUGGGAAGGAGGUGUAGAAAGAAAACAAAGGGAAAAGGGGCCAUAGGGAGGACUUUUCCCGCUUCAUAGGUGUACAUGUUUGUUUGCCGCGUCAUAUUGGAGAGAGUUUCUAUUAGAGAGAGAGAGAGGGAGGGAGAGGGAGAGAGAGAGAGAGAAGGGUGGGAGCGUGGGCGCCGAGCAAGUGAGGGAGAGAGAGAGAGAGAGAGAGAGCGUCGUAAAUCACAGCACAUCGGCUGGGGGGGACGCGAGGGAAAGUUGUGGUCGGGAUCUGCUCCGGUUUUGUGUCUCCCUCCUCUGCGGCGUUUCCCUGCUCCCUGGCGAGGAUGGAGUGGAACGAGGUGGAUCUGGUGCAGGAGUUCACUGUCGAAGGACAAUGCAGCAAAAUUAAAGUCCGCUCCUGCAGGAUCACAUGGGACAGCCUGCAGGUUCCCCGUGUGGAGCUGACCCUCUCUGAGCUCCAGGAAAUGGCCACAAGACAACAGCAACAAAUAGAGGCUCAGCAACAGAUGUUGGUCGCCAAGGAGCAGAGACUGAGGUACCUUCACCAGGGAGGCAGAUUGAACCAGGCACAGACCCAGUCCGAAGCUGAGAAGCUGCAGCGGCUGAAGGAGCGGGUGGAGACUCAGGAAGCCAAGCUGAAGAAGAUCCGAGCCAUGAGAGGACAAGUGGACUACAGCAAACUGAUCAACGGAAACCUGUCUGCAGAGAUCAACCAUGUGAGCAGCCUGUUCCAGGAGAAGCAGGCCGAGCUGCAGUCCGCCGUGGUCAGAGUCGACCAGUUGACGCAGCAGCUGGAGGAUCUGAGGAGAGGUCGCCUUCAGCUGCACCCCACUGCGCCGGCUCAGGGGCCGCACGCCGGCUCUCAGGGGGCGACCGCCGGCCAGAAGGGAUCCCACCUGUCCGGCCCCGCGGCCGUGGAGCUGAGGAAACUCUACCAAGAGCUGCAAGCUCGCAACCGCCACAACCUGGAGCAGAGCAGCAAGCUGGCCCAGAACAAGGAGCUGCUGAACAAGAGGAACGCCCAGGUGACGGUGAUGGAUCAGCGCAUCGGCGACCUGAGGGAGCGACUUCACAAGAAGAGGGCCGAACUGAGCCGCAUGAACGGAGGAGGCGUGUCCUCGCCUCAGGCCCCUGCCCACCCGGGCGCUGCGGUUUCGGGGCGAGUGGCGGCCGUCUGCCCCUACAUCCAGGUGCCGGCCGAGGGGAGGCAGGAGGCGGGCUACGCCCUGCCGACGGACCCGCCGCCCAAACCCACGCCGCUCGGCCACGUCCGCUCCCUCUCAGAAGAGGACAGGAGUGGCGGCAGGAAGCCUCCCGGCCAAUGGAAAGAGUCAGAUUUAGACAUCGUCCUGUCCAAGCCCCCUGAGACGUGGGAGGGUCCUCGGCCCCCGCAGGGGGGAGACAGUAACAACACUAACGAAGCGUCGUGGCCGAGCAUCAGUAAGAACGCGUCGGAUUGGAGGACCAACGGCCCCGAACAGGUACGGAUUCCGUCUCUACACCGAACACGGGGAGAGACUACUGAGAGCCUUCAUGAAAACAACGACCUUUCCUCUGGUUACGGAACGUUCCCCAGUGCCACCCACCAGGCAGCAGGGCAUCAGUGCGCCACCAGCUCCCUGCCCCGCUCCGCCCCCGGGACACUGGGCUGGCCCCGAUCCAAUGCUGCAAACACCCCUUCGUCCUCCUCCUCCUCCUCUUUACAAGAAAUACACCAACGCGCCUCCAUCUCUCCGAGUCCAAUUCAAGGCUCCGCCUCCCAGCUGUCUCCCUUGUCCCCGCAAACAGAGCGAACGGAUCCCCCUCCGGCGGUGGCUGUACGCCCUUAUGUCCCGGACCACCCUUCCAGACCCCAGUCCCCCAGGAAGGGCCCCGCCACUAUGAACAGCAGCUCCAUCUACAGCAUGUACCUCCAGCAGCCUCAGGCCAAAAGCUACGGCUCCCUCAGCAACCGGACUACUGUCAAAGCAGUCUACGGUAAACCCAUCCUCCCCACCCACUCCGCCUCUCCGUCCCCCGUCCCUUUCCUCCAGGGGGGAGGAGGAGGGGGAGGAAGAGCGGGGAGAGAGGAAUUGACGGAUAAAGAAGGGGGGAAGGGCGGAGGCGAGAGCGGCGACGGUCAAAUCCUCCCACCUCCCACCGUGGACAACAUCCCUCGCCCCCUCAGUCCCACUAAGCUCACCCCAGUAGCCCACUCGCAGCUCCGUUACCAGAGCGACGCUGACCUGGACGUGCUGCGCCGUCGCCUCAGCAACGCUCCGCGGCCCCUGAAGAAACGGAGCUCGAUCACGGAGCCCGAGGGCCCACAAGGGCCCAACAUCCAAAAACUGCUGUACCAAAGGUUCAACACAUUGGCCGGAGGCAUGGAAGGAGGCUCAGGCAAUACUUUCUACCAGCCCGACUGCAUUUUGGGCGAAAUGGACAACUUCCAUUCCGCCAAUGGAAAUGCAGAAGCUUGUGACAAGCACGUCGCUACGGGAGCCACGGAGAGCGAGGCUCGAAACUCGGGCUCCCGCCGCUCGUCCCCUCCCGUUGCUACGGAAACACCCAAAGAAGCGGCGGUAAAAGCAGACAACGGCAUUAGUGUGUCCCCGCCCGCCCAAACCGGGCCUCCGCAAGCACCUGAGAGGCCAGAGGACCAGAAAAAUAACAACAAAAGAGGAUCCAGUCCUGCACAAAACUCUGCAGGCCCCGCCUCCCCCUCCCCUUCUCCUCCUGCCCCCCCUUCUCUGCCCAAGGUGAAGCGAACGAACCUGAAGAAGCCGUCGUCGGAGCGAACGGGCCACGGCCUGAGAGUGAAGUUCAACCCGCUGGCUCUGCUGCUGGACGCGUCGUUGGAGGGAGAGUUUGAUCUGGUGCAAAGGAUUAUAUACGAGGUGGAAAAUCCCAGCAUGCCCAACGACGAAGGCAUCACUCCUCUUCAUAACGCCGUCUGCGCCGGCCAUCACCACAUCGUCAAAUUCCUGCUGGACUUCGGAGUCAAUGUAAAUGCGGCCGACAGCGACGGAUGGACUCCUCUGCACUGCGCGGCGUCGUGCAACAGCGUCCACCUCUGUAAGAUGCUGGUGGAGUCGGGCGCCGCCAUUUUCGCCACAACGAUCAGCGACGUGGAGACGGCGGCGGACAAGUGUGAAGAGAUGGAGGAGGGCUACGCGCAGUGUUCUCAGUUCCUCUACGGCGUCCAAGAAAAGAUGGGUGUGAUGAACAAAGGCCGGGUCUACGCUCUCUGGGACUACACGGGCCAGCAGGCCGACGAGCUGUCCUUCGGCGAGGGCGACGCCCUCAGCGUGCUGCGCCGGCGUGACGACACUGAGACGGAGUGGUGGUGGGCGCGACUUAGCGACCGCGAGGGAUACGUACCCAGGAACCUGCUGGGGCUGUAUCCAAGGAUCAAACCCAGACAACGCUCACUGGCUUAAAGCCCAGACCAGGAGCCACGUGCACGCUCGCAGGGGGCGCACGCACACCGAGCAGAGGAGGCACGGCGGCAUGUGGGCGUGAGGCAUCGGCCGAGGAGGACAGGACAGAGGGUGGAGGUAGUCGGGAGGCGGAGCCGGAGCUCACCACCCUAAUGAAGCGCAGCGUUUCCUGUUUGUUUGGAUGCUGCAACAUCAACGGAGACACUUUAUGGUAGAAUCACAAUAUAUUUUCACUGAGCUGCAGCAGUAAAAAGAAAUUUGCGUCGAUCUCAUUUGCAGCAACGGUAGUUUGGCAACUUCACACGACUUCAGCCGCAUGAGAGGAGCUGAGUAGAAAAAGAAGAAGAAAAAACAUCUAUUGCUCGGAUGCAGCUUCGUGCUCUUUGAGCUCAGAACACGACGACAUGAGUUUGGAUUCCUCAAGGCUCCGUCCGACAUUCAUCUCAAUAAUGCCACUUUAUUUUUGUACGGUGUUAAUUUGAAACGUAGUAUGUUGUUACGGAACCACUUUCCCACUGUGCUGAGAAGAUUUAAAUGCAGUGCAGUAACUGGAUCAGCAGAAUGUGUGUGUGUGUGUGUGAGGUGUGAAGAACGGGAGAGGAAAGUGAGGGGAUGGAAACUCUGACGGUGUGUUCAAGGAAGUCUGUGUUUUCAGGUUUUUUUAACAGAGCGGCGUUUCGAGAACGAUGAUAAUGAUGCAACCCCGUGUCCAAGAAACAAAAUCCAGCCAGCUUUUGAUGCAUGGCGGCUCAGGUCCACGUCAACCCACGCAAGCACGAACAGAUGUUGACAAUAUUAAUAUCAUGGCAUGGUAAAGAGAAAAAAAAAAGUUUUUGUUUGAACUGACAUCAGAAGAGUAUUUUGAUUCAGUCUUUUUAAAAUGUUCCACAUGUGAAUGGUUUAGGUCUGAACCGUCUACUACUAGUAUGUAUUUAUGGCGCUGCAUGCUGUCAUCUGUUCAACAUGGUUGCUGCUGGUAGGAGAGGGGGGGGGGGUCGGAGGAAUGAACGGAAACAAGAAAGUGAGAAAUGUGUUUGUGAAAUGAAAUUGCGAAACCAAAGCAGCUACAAGGUGGAGAGGAGGAGGAAUGGAGUAUCAAUAUUAUCCUCGUGUUUUCUACAGCCUCUGGGGUAACAAUAACAAUAUUAUAAGACAAGCAAAUUUUGAACAUAUGAAGUGUGAAAACAUCUUUUCAUCACAAACCUUGCUAAUUGAUGAAAUGUAUUAAUCCCCAGAUUGGUUUCUUUCUGUCAGUGGUGACGUCACUCACUGCUGCCGCCCGGUGGUGAGGAGGAGGUUCUGACACUUUCCCUUUGACACGCUGUGUAAAAUAUGAGGCAAUAGGUUGAGUGACGUUUGGAGUGUGAAUGGCACAUCGGUGUGAAGAGUGCAAACCAAAUUCAUUUGGUGUAGAAGCAACCUGUAACUGUUCAGUUAAUGUAUAUAAUAAUAAUAACGAUGACAAUAAAGAUAUUUUAAUCCCU
This is a messenger RNA of Pungitius pungitius (ninespine stickleback), 5549 nucleotides long. RefSeq names its product apoptosis-stimulating of p53 protein 1-like. The record is from RefSeq and is a predicted model, not a curated record. Gene Ontology annotation, molecular function: p53 binding. Gene Ontology annotation, biological process: regulation of apoptotic process. NCBI's taxonomy places the organism in Eukaryota, Metazoa, Chordata, Actinopteri, Perciformes, Gasterosteidae. The transcript has 21 exons. Gene Ontology annotation, cellular component: nucleus. The coding region runs from base 970 to 4065 and encodes 1031 amino acids.